Messenger RNA from Columba livia (rock pigeon), 2858 nucleotides. Its product is annotated as protein PML. Gene Ontology annotation, biological process: protein monoubiquitination. The transcript has 10 exons. Gene Ontology annotation, cellular component: PML body. The coding region runs from base 38 to 2530 and encodes 830 amino acids. Gene Ontology annotation, molecular function: zinc ion binding; ubiquitin protein ligase activity. Lineage: Eukaryota; Metazoa; Chordata; Aves; Columbiformes; Columbidae. The record is from RefSeq and is a predicted model, not a curated record.
UCCGGAGAGGCCCUGCCCAGGAACUGCUCCGGCAGCCAUGGGGAGGUCAGGGUCCUCCAUCGCAUGCUCACCUUGGAGGGCUCCGGAGGGUACCCCAGCCCUACAGGGAAGCGGGAGAGGUAUUUUUUCCACUCCUCCUCCUCCUCCUCCCCAGCCGGACCGGGAAACCGAAAGUACACUGCUCGGCCCAGUCUGUGGAAUGGCCGCCAGUCCCACCGCCCCCCGGCCGCCCACCUCCGGCCCCCCAGCAGACGGAGACAGUGCCGCUGCCCCCAUGGAGGCAGGACCCCAGCUGAGUACCCCCCGGUGCUCCCCUCCAUCCCACCCUCCCGCGGUGGAAGAUGACUUCAAGUUCAUCCUUUGCGAGCGCUGCCAGCAGGCAUCACCCAACCUCAAGCUCCUCACCUGCCUUCACACCUUGUGCCUCGGUUGCCUGAGCGAGAACAAGCCCAUCGGGCAGUGCCCCGUGUGCCGGACGCCCAUCCCACAGGCCAGUGGCAUUCCCGACAUGGACAACCUGCUCUUCACCAACCUGCAGGCCAGGCUCAGCAUCUACAAGAAGAUUGUGGACAGCGGUGGUGCGAGCUGCAGCCGGUGCCGGGGUGAAGCGGCGGCUGUGUGGUGCCCUGAGUGCGAGGAGUUCCUUUGCGCCAAGUGCUUCGAGGACCAUCAGUGGUUCUUUAAGAAGAGGAACCAUGAGGCCAGGAAGGUGGAGGAUCUUCGUGCUGAGUCACCUCAUCAGUUCCUGGAAGACACCAGGAAGUCCUGCAACCUCUUUUGUGCCAAUCCCGGUCAUACUGGCCAGGAUCACAUCUCCAGCAUCUACUGCACCAAGUGCGAGAAGGUGCUGUGCUGCUCGUGUGCACUGCUGGACAGCCAGCACGCCCCAUUCUGUGACAUCCGCAGCGAGACCCAGCGCCGGCAGCAGGAGCUCAGCACCAUUGCCCAGGAGCUUGAGCAGAAGAGGAGCCGCUUCCAGGCCACCCAGGCGGUGCUGCGAAACGAGGCCGCCCGGCUGGAGGAGACACAGCGGAAGAUGCGGGAGUUGAUCCAGCAGCGCGUGGAGCAGCUGGUGCAGCUGCUGCGGCGCGAGGAAGAGGAGCUGCUGGGGCUGGUGGAGGCGCAGCAGGAGCGGGGCCGGCGGGAGCUGGCCAGGGAGCUGCAGCACGUGGAGGGGACGCUGCGGCGGAUGGAGGCGGCUGAGCGGCUGGUGGAGAAGAUGAGCCUCUACGCCACGGAGCAGGAGGUGAUGGACAUGCAGCCCUUCAUCAGGGACUCGCUGCAGGAGCUGCAGCGGCUGCAGCCGCCGGCAACCGGGGAGCGAGAGCAGCCGCGGGAUCUGAGCGAGUGCAGGGCCAGGCUGCAGGCGCUGGUGGAGCGCGUCACGGGGCACCCAGCUAAUAAUUCCGAAGCCGUGCCCACGGUCGAGUUGACCCUGGAGAACGACCUGCAACCGGAGCCCGUCCAGCGCAACGGCCAGAGCAUCUCACCCACCUUCACCACCACCAGCCUCAAGAAGAGGCAGAUGAGCCCGUCUCCCCCCGUCACUGUUUGCUCCAAGCAGACGCUGCACUCUAUGGAAAGGGGCAGCCAGUUCUCACCCAAGCUACUGAAGCUGGAAUGUGACAACAUGCCGGUCCCCAGCGAUCCCAGUUCAAACCAGUGGGAUGGCAGAAGUGGGCCCAGCACCUCCAUGCUGAGAAAGAUCUGCAACAGCAUCCGUGCCACCAGCUGCCCCACAGAUGAUGCAGAAGACAUCAUCGUCUGCAGCUCAGAGGACAGCGAGGAGGACACGGCGGCCUCCAGCAAGCCCAAGGAGAUCAAGAAGUCCUCCAGCCCCACAUGGUCUGAGAGUGGCACCUCACCCCCCCACAGCCCUGGCCACACCAGCCCCUGGGACGACAGGUUGGAGCUGAGCACCUUGGUGUUCCUCAGCUUGAAGCUUGACCAGAAAACCCAGAGCAUCAUGGAGGUGGCGGCAGCCAACGGAGAUCACACCUUCCAGGCACUGAUUCAGACACCUGAGUCGGUACUGUCGCUGCUCUCCCAGGGUGUCCCUGUGGAGGUGGGGAUGCAGCACCUCCUCUGGUAUCUCUCCCCUCUCCCCAGGCCCAUCCUCAUCGUCUAUAACUUCUGGGCACCGGAGCUGCCCGCUCUUUUUAAAGCCCUGGGUGCCACUGGCAGGAAAGUGGACUUCUGCCACGUGGUGGGCGGUUACGUGGAUAUGUUGUCCUUAAUCAAGGAAAAACUGCCCCAGGCACCUUCCUACAGGCUGAAGGGCCUGCUGAGGAGGCACCUGCGGCAGCAGCUCCAAGAGGGCAGCGCGCUGGCCACAGCCAAGGCCUUGCAGCAGCUUUGGGAAGCCCUGGAGCUCCCUGCCCAUGCCGAUGCGGGGAUGACGCUCACCCAUUGCAACCUGGAGAGCUACACUAUCCUUUGGCCCCUGGUGCAGGAGAAGCUGCUCCCCAGGAGGAUGGCCAAGGUCCUGGCCCUCCGCAACCUCAUCCUCUGGGAGGUUGAAGCGGUGUGAGUGCAACCAUGGGGUGAACUGAGCUGGCCAGGUCCAGGUUAACCAUGGGAUGCUCACCAGGGAUGCAGGGAUAGUCACCAGGGAUGCAGGGAUGCUCACAGCAGCAUCAAGGAGGAUUUGUAGAUCCUCUCCACUCCCAGCACGGGCUUUAAAAGGUUCGCACUGAAGGGUGGGUAAGAACAGUGUUUCUAGUUAGAGUGAGAACAGUGUAAAGUCAUUGUUAAACCCUUUGUGCAUAUUGCUAUGAUUUACAGCAAUGGGCGAGUAAAAGGAUCAACAAAACUUCCAUGGACAAAUUAUAGUCCAUAAUAAAGUUGUUUAGAAUAUA